AUGAAAAAGCUCGAGAAACUUCAAUAUUCUUCUGCUUCAAACACAACUCCAGCUACUACUCCUUUCCGUUUUGAUCCAUCUUCAUCUUCUUCUCCUCCUACAACUCUCCUCACACCAAUAUCAAACAAUUCCCAAUUCCUUCCCCUAGGCACUGCCGCCGCAGCAGAUUCCUACCCUCGUGAAGCUUUCUUGGUCGAUCAGAUAUCUUCCACCACCGCGAACCUGCCUUACCCUUGUAAUGCCCCGACCACUGCGUUUGAUACUUGGUCCUCCCAUAACGUGGUGCUGAAUAUCUGUGGGAGUGAAGCUUUCUUCACUCUGUGCUGCCCUAAAGACAAAACCGGGGUUUUCACUAAUGUUUGCUACUUGUUUGAAAAGUACAACAUUGAAGUUGUGUUUGCUAAUGUCUCCUCUAAUGUUUUCCGGAGCACCUACAUGAUCCAAACACAGGUUAAUCCUUAUGACAAUCAGUUACUGGGAGAUGGGUUUGGAGUUGGGGAAAUUUUCAAGCAAGCUGCUCAAGAAAUUGUCUCGUAUUUUUCAUCUCUUUGA
This is a messenger RNA of Microthlaspi erraticum, 552 nucleotides long. The record is from the annotation of a GenBank genome assembly. Lineage: Eukaryota; Viridiplantae; Streptophyta; Magnoliopsida; Brassicales; Brassicaceae.